This is a messenger RNA of Lontra canadensis (Northern American river otter), 1901 nucleotides long. RefSeq names its product ETS homologous factor (gene EHF). Lineage: Eukaryota; Metazoa; Chordata; Mammalia; Carnivora; Mustelidae. The transcript is spliced from 9 exons. The record is from RefSeq and is a predicted model, not a curated record. Gene Ontology annotation, biological process: regulation of transcription by RNA polymerase II; cell differentiation. Bases 204 to 1106 code for a protein of 300 amino acids. Gene Ontology annotation, cellular component: nucleus. Gene Ontology annotation, molecular function: sequence-specific DNA binding; DNA-binding transcription factor activity, RNA polymerase II-specific.
UGGUGGCUUAUUGCUUAACAUCCUACAAAAUGAUUUAAAAUUAUUGUCAUAUGCAUUUAUCUUCACUCUGAUGAGGGCUCAGACGUGAUAACACCCGUGGUUCCCUGUCCCCGUGGGAGCUGGCGUGCGGGCUGCCUGCUGCCUCCCCUCCAUUAGCCACAGCUAUUGGAUUUCCCACCCAGAAUCUUUAGGUAAAUGAGAUCAUGAUUCUGGAAGGAAGUGGUGUGAUGAAUCUCAACCCCAGCAACAACCUCCUCCACCAGCAGCCAGCCUGGACAGAUGGCUACCCCACGUGCAAUGUUGCCAGUGGGUUUUUUGGAGGCCAGUGGCAUGAAAUCCAUCCUCAGUACUGGACCAAGUACCAGGUGUGGGAGUGGCUCCAGCACCUCCUGGACACCAACCAGCUGGACGCCACCUGCAUCCCUUUCCAGGAGUUCGACGUCAACGGCGAGCACCUGUGCAGCAUGAGCCUGCAGGAGUUCACGCGGGCGGCAGGGGCGGCGGGCCAGCUUCUCUACGGCAACCUGCAGCACCUCAAGUGGAAUGGCCAGUGCAGCAGCGACCUGUUCCAGUCCACACACAAUGUCAUCGUCAAGACAGAACAAAGUGACCCUUCCAUCAUGAACACCUGGAAAGAAGAAAACUUUUUAUAUGACACCAACUAUGGUAGCACAGUAGAUUUGUUGGACAGCAAGACGUUUUGUCGGGCCCAGAUCUCCAUGACGAGCAUGGGUCACCUUCCUGUCGCAGAGUCACCUGAGAUGAAAAAGGAGCAAGACCACCCUGCAAAGUCCCACGCCAAAAAGCACAAUCCACGAGGGACCCACUUAUGGGAAUUCAUCCGUGACAUCCUCCUGAACCCAGACAAGAACCCAGGGUUAAUCAAGUGGGAAGACCGGUCUGAGGGCAUCUUCAGGUUCUUGAAAUCAGAGGCUGUGGCUCAGUUAUGGGGCAAAAAGAAAAACAACAGCAGCAUGACCUAUGAAAAACUCAGCCGAGCGAUGAGAUAUUACUACAAAAGAGAAAUUCUGGAACGUGUAGACGGAAGAAGACUCGUAUACAAAUUUGGGAAGAAUGCACGUGGAUGGCGAGAAAAUGAAAACUGAACCUGCCAACACUUUGAGCACGAACCCAAACAUUCCCCCAAAUGAUAGCCAGCCAAGAGCUCCUGGACAUAAGUAUUUCAAAGACUACUUUUCUCUGAUAUUUAUGUACCUUGAGGGGGAAAACCAUCUACUUCUAAUGGGAAGAAGGAACACUACAGUUGAUAAAAUUAUUUUGUUACUUUGAAGUAUGUCCUAUAUGGGGGACAAACGUACACAGUUUUCUGUGAAAUAUGAUGCUGUAUGUGGUCGUGAUUUGUUUUUGCCUCUAUCGUGAAGUUCCUUUCCACGGCAAGAAGGGCAGGAUUUGUAGCCUUGUGUUUCUUGCUAAGAGAAAGAGAAAAAAAUUAGAGGGCAUUAAAUGUUUUUAUAUUAGGAAAAGGUGACAUGUCCUCUGUGUGUAAGCAUCCACAUGGCCUCAUCGGGAGAGGCGGGAGAGGUCACUAAGGUGAACUCCAAGGUCUCAGAUUGACAGGGUGAACCCAAGGAUGCUGGGAAGUUUAACCUGACCUUUUGGAGCCAGUGAGGGGAGCAUGAAGACUUCCAAAAUCCAAGUGGACUAUAAUCACUUCAUAAUCACAUGACUUGCCAUGCUUAAAUCAGCAGAAUAAUGGUGAAGGCUUUCUACUCAUUCAAGAAUGAUUUACCUGACACCAAGGCUGUCUCUCUCCCUCCCUCUUUGAUGAUUGGGGGAAAAAACUUCAAAUGCCGUCUCUGCUCACUUCUAGGUAUUUAAGAGAGAGUUUAGCCUUGGUUGUUUUCAAUCCCAAUUGUUUGAAAAUAAAUGGGAAAAAGGAA